AUGCACUACUCAUAUUCAUCACUGUCCACCGGCGCUGGGAUCGAUCAGCACAAUCGCUGUCUCGGCAACAGAGCCUGGUGUGUUAAGGAUAUUUGCGGUAUUGUGUGCGUGAUAAUGACAUGGCUGCUCAUACUGUUUGCGGAGUUUGUUGUGUGUGGUCUGAUACUGUUGCCCAACUACAACAUUAAUACCAUAUUUAGUACCAUCAAUAUGUUAAUAUUCCAAGCGCUUGCAUUCCUAGCAUUCGUUUCCCAUUUGCGCACAAUGCUCUCCGAUCCGGGCGCUGUACCUAGGGGAAAUGCCACCAAGGAGAUGAUUGAGCAGAUGGGUUAUCGUGAGGGCCAGAUGUUCUACAAAUGCCCGAAGUGUUGCAGUAUUAAGCCGGAUCGUGCGCAUCAUUGCUCCGUGUGCCAGCGCUGCAUACGUAAGAUGGAUCACCACUGUCCGUGGGUUAACAAUUGCGUUGGCGAGAACAAUCAAAAAUAUUUCGUGCUCUUUACGUUUUAUAUAGCAUCGAUAUCGGUUCACACGCUCUUUCUGGUGAUGACACAGUUUGCCGAGUGCGUGAAGAGCGAUUGGCGCACCUGCUCGCCGUACUCUCCGCCAGCUACGAUAUUUUUAUUGCUCUUUCUGACGUUCGAGGGUUUGAUGUUUGGUAUAUUCACGAUUAUAAUGUUGGCCACACAACUGAAUGCCAUACUGAACGAUCAAACGGGCAUUGAGCAACUGAAGAAGGAAGAGGCGCGUUGGACCAAGAAGUCGCGGCUUAAGAGUAUACAAUCCGUAUUCGGACGCUUCUCGCUAGCCUGGUUCUCACCCUUUACGGAACCAUCAUGUCGCCACAAAUUCAACUCGCAUUUCUACUCGGUGUGAGGUGUGGCUGCAGUAAGAACUAAGCUCAUGUUACUUAGCUUAAACGAACAAUCUGAAUGUACAAGUCCCGCUGCCCACUUGUUGAUCUUUGCAGUGCAAAAUCAAUGAUCAAAUUUAAUCAAUUUGAUGUGUCUGCGUAUAUACAUACAUACAUAAAUAUAAUUAAGCCUAACAUACUUUGGACUAUAAUAUCGCCUUUCAGGUGCCUAUUCAGGUGCAAUAUGCAAUAUACUUACUAAUUAAUAACUAACUAUUUAAUUGAGCGCAAGAGAUUUUUACUUUGUAAACACCUGGAGUGGAGAGUGUCUAUUUAUUUUGUAUAAAAAAAUAAACGUUCCAAUGAGAAACAA
Molecule: messenger RNA, 1223 nt
Organism: Drosophila hydei
Lineage: Eukaryota; Metazoa; Arthropoda; Insecta; Diptera; Drosophilidae
Product: palmitoyltransferase ZDHHC3
Exons: 5
Coding region: 1-873 (290 amino acids)
Biological process (GO): protein targeting to membrane; peptidyl-L-cysteine S-palmitoylation
Cellular component (GO): Golgi apparatus; endoplasmic reticulum
Molecular function (GO): protein-cysteine S-palmitoyltransferase activity
Source: RefSeq, a predicted model, not a curated record